This is a messenger RNA of Miniopterus natalensis, 1902 nucleotides long. It is a transcript of the gene PRSS8, whose product is annotated as serine protease 8. Gene Ontology annotation, molecular function: serine-type endopeptidase activity. Gene Ontology annotation, biological process: proteolysis; positive regulation of sodium ion transport. The record is from RefSeq and is a predicted model, not a curated record. Lineage: Eukaryota; Metazoa; Chordata; Mammalia; Chiroptera; Miniopteridae.
GCUGGAGACGUGUCCUCACUGAGGGCUGCCGAGAGUCCUUCGUCUCCUUUUGUGCCUGCUCCCUGCCUUUGAAACCAGCCUUGGACACCCGCUCCGACCUUCCCAGCGCGGAUUCCAGCAUCUCGUCCCUCUGGGCCGGUCACCUGAGUCUUGGCUUUGAAACCAGUCCUAGGUCCCUUCCCUUGGGUGCCCGGCGUCUCCCCAGGGGCCCUCAUCCUGGGCCAUGGCCCAGAGGGCAGGCCUGGGGCCUAGUCGGCUGGAGGCCGUGGCCAUUCUGCUUUUGCUUGGAUUAUUCCAGUCCGGGCUGGGAACUGCUGGGGCCCGGGCUGAAGCCUAUUGCGGUGUGGCCUCCCAAACACGCAUCACAGGUGGAAACAGUGCAACCCCUGGCCAGUGGCCCUGGCAGGUCAGCAUCAUCUAUGUUGGCGUUCAUGUGUGUGGCGGUUCUCUCGUGUCUGAUCAGUGGGUGCUGUCGGCUGCUCACUGCUUUCCAAGGGAGCACCACCAUGAAGACUAUGAGGUGAAGCUAGGGGCCCACCAGCUGGACUCCUAUACCCCUGCAGCCGAGGUCCGCACUGUGGCACAGGUCAUUUCCCACACCAGUUACCAACACGAGGGCUCCCAGGGGGACAUCGCACUCCUCCGUCUCAGCAGCCCUGUCACCUUCUCCCGCUAUAUCCGGCCCAUUUGCCUCCCUGCAGCCAACGCCUCCUUCCCCAAUGGCCUCCAAUGCACUGUCACUGGAUGGGGCCAUGUGGCUCCCUCAGUGAGCCUCCAGGCCCCCAGGCCACUACAGCAACUUGAGGUGCCACUGAUCAGUCGUGAGACAUGUAACUGCUUAUACAACAUCCAAGCCAAGCCUAACGAGCCCCACUCUAUCCAGCAGGACAUGGUGUGUGCUGGCUAUGUAGACGGGGGCAAGGAUGCCUGCCAGGGUGACUCUGGGGGCCCACUCUCCUGCCCUGUUGGGGGCCUUUGGUACCUGACAGGCAUUGUGAGCUGGGGUGAUGCCUGUGGGGCCCCCAACAGACCUGGUGUGUACACUCUGACCUCCAGCUAUGCCUCCUGGAUUCACUACCAUGUAGCGGAACUCAAGCCUCAGGUGGUGCCCCACAUCCAGGAGUCCCAGCCCGACAUCGAACUCUGCAGAAACCAUCCGGCCUUCAACUCCACCCCAGACCAGGGUCUGUUAGGGCCCAUCCUUUUGCUGCCACUAGCCCUGACCCUGGGCCUCCUCCACCCAUGGUAGGAGCACUGAGCUUCUCAUCCUGGGAGUUGACCCUGCUUCUAGGACUGCCAUAUAUUGUGCCCAAGGACAGAUGCCUAUUCCCAGGAAUGGACCUGGCCCCUCCUUGACACUCUUUGGGCCUGAGGCUUAAGUCAUUCCUUCCUCCUAGGACCCUGUGGGAGUUCAGGGCACCAUCCUGACGUUUGAGCCCAUUCUCCUACAGUCUCUUUGGGACUAUAACCCAUAGCCAGGAAUUUUACUGCCUGUGGUUCUGGCCAGAACCUCUGGCCACCUGCUGUCCAUAAGCCUAUUGGUUGGGCUCCUGUGAAGCUCCCAAGGAGCCUUAGCUAAGAAAAUGGACCCUGGCUCUUAUGUUUCUGGAAGACUGGACAGCUGCCCAGCUGACUGCUGCUAAAGGGCUGGCUUCCGUGCCUGACUUGCUCUGCCUGAUGAGCCCCAUCGCUUCACCCUCGUCUUCCGGGCUGGAGCUGUCUCUGAGCAGCAUGUUUCUAAGGACAGAAAAGGCCCCAAUCUUGCCCCAUUGGCUGCCAUGCCCCCACUGAGCCUUGAUUUCUGCACUCCGGAGGACUGAGCCCCCACCGGAACUGGGCUUGGGCUUGGAUCUGGGGUGGGGGGUAGAAGGAGCAAGAAGGAAUAAAAUGUUUUGAGCACAA